UUUGUUUUGUUUAUUUUGAUUUUUCAAUUAUUAAAGUUGUACUAAAAGCAAAAUACUCAAAAUUGAAUUCCACUUUUCUCAAAUUACGUUUUACUUUGUAUGAAAUGACAAAACAUUUAGUGCAAACCUGUCGAAACAAUUAAGAAGUUGGUUACGAGUUUUCAGUUUCAGUUAACUAGUUUUCAUCUCGAAACUACUUCAAAUCGUGAUGUCGAAAAAAAGGGGAGUCAGUGCUGAUGAGAAAAGGUCGCGCAUGCUUAAUUUGUUUUAUGAGAAAAAAGAUGUUUUUCAGUUAAAAGAGCUUGAAAGGAUUGCGCCUAAAGAGAAAGGUAUUGUGGCUCAAUCAGUUAAAGAGGUAGUCCAAUCACUUGUGGAUGAAGGUUUGGUAGACUCUGAAAAAGUCGGUACUAGUGUGUAUUUUUGGGCAUUUCCUAGUAAAUCUGUCAAUACUAAAAAGCGUCGACUGACUGAACUUAAAGAAAAAUGUGAUGAAUUGAAAAAGAAGCUCAAAGGUUUAGAGCAACAAAUUGCAACUGCUCAAUGUGGUAGGGAAAAUAAUUCGGAGAGGGAAAAAAUAUUGAAGGAAUUGGCUGAACAUGAAAAAACAGUUAACGAAAUGAAAAUAAAAAUUGAUAAAUAUAAAGAUUCUGAUCCUGAAGCUUUAGAACUAAUAAAACAAGACACUGAAGCUUAUAAAGAAGAAGCCAAUUUAUGGACAGAUAAUAUUUUUGCAAUUAAAUCUUGGUGUAAGAAAAAGUUUUUCAUUGAAGAAGCCCAGAUUAACAAACAGUUUGGUAUUCCCGAGGAAUUAGAUUAUUUAGAGUGAAAAGCAUGUUACAGUUUUGGUUUAUUCAUAGUUAAUUGUUUUGUUUAUUUAUGAUAAGAAAACUAGCUAGUGUGUUGUUUAGCUGGAAUUUAAGUUUUAAGUAUAUUCUGUAAGUUUUGUUAUAGAAAGUAAAGUAUGUAUUAAAAAAA
Messenger RNA from Uloborus diversus, 975 nucleotides. Its product is annotated as meiotic nuclear division protein 1 homolog. Bases 209 to 826 code for a protein of 205 amino acids. The transcript has a single exon. Gene Ontology annotation, molecular function: double-stranded DNA binding. The record is from RefSeq and is a predicted model, not a curated record. Lineage: Eukaryota; Metazoa; Arthropoda; Arachnida; Araneae; Uloboridae. Gene Ontology annotation, cellular component: nucleus. Gene Ontology annotation, biological process: reciprocal meiotic recombination.